AUGGUAGAUCCAAGGAGAAACCAGGUUAUAAUCCAAGGAGAAGAACUAGGCGCCCCACAAUCUGUUGUUCGACGCAGGCCAAACCAGGUUAUAAUCCAAGGAGAAGAACCAACGAUAGAUCAGGUUCGACCACAAAGGCAAACCCAUGACGAAAGAGUCAUGGGGGAAAGAUUGGAACAACAUCCAAUUCGACGGGAAGUCCCUGAAGAACAACCUAGGAGAGUGAUAAUGGUUAAUAGAGACCAGGAUGCAGACGAAGUAAUUCAUAGGGUCAGGCGCGAAAACAGGAUGGAAAAUGACUUAACCAGUAUGAUAGAGAGAAUCAUGGCCCAGAAUGGUCUGAAUACAGGACUUCGACGGCCAAAUUAUUCUUCUCCUUUAUCAAAAUAUGUCCUACAAACAGAAUUACCAAGGGGUUGUAAAAUCCCUAAGUUCACCAAAUUCUCAAGGGAUACUAGUGAAUCCACUAUAGAGCACAUAGCCAGAUACAUGACUAAGGCAAGGGAUUUGGCGAACAGUGAGAACCAAAGGAUGAAAUAUUUCCCUAGUUCUUUAACAAAGAACGCCUUCACGUGGUUUACAACUUUGCCACCAAAUUCCAUAGAUGUUUGGCCCUAG
Lathyrus oleraceus (garden pea) is the source of this 618-nucleotide messenger RNA. RefSeq lists its product as uncharacterized. The coding region runs from base 1 to 618 and encodes 205 amino acids. The record is from RefSeq and is a predicted model, not a curated record. Lineage: Eukaryota; Viridiplantae; Streptophyta; Magnoliopsida; Fabales; Fabaceae. The transcript has a single exon.